This is a messenger RNA of Colletotrichum karsti, 2076 nucleotides long. RefSeq lists its product as uncharacterized. Gene Ontology annotation, molecular function: crossover junction DNA endonuclease activity; 5'-flap endonuclease activity. NCBI's taxonomy places the organism in Eukaryota, Fungi, Ascomycota, Sordariomycetes, Glomerellales, Glomerellaceae. The record is from RefSeq and is a predicted model, not a curated record. The transcript has 4 exons.
CUGACAAUCAAAGAGUUCAUUUCUCAGUCGACGAUGGGUAUCAAAGGUAUCUACCGUGAGCUCGGCCCCGGCCAGAGAAUCUCGCUUGCCAAGCUGGCAACAGACCAUCUAGAGAGUACCGGCCAGCCAUUACGACUGGCUAUCGACAUUGCUAUCUGGCAAUUCCAAACACAAGCUGCGCGAGGCGGCACAAAUCCUGCCAUAAGGACUCUUUUUUAUCGUCUAGUGCGACUUCUCGGACUUGCAAUACAUCCAAUCUUUGUAUUCGACGGGCCCCACAAACCAGCCUUCAAACGAAACAAGCGCUCUGGCAGGGGAGACGGAGUAGCGACGGCGAUGGCAAAGAGACUGAUUCGUCUUUUCGGUUUCCCCGUUCAUGACUCACCUGGCGAGGCCGAGGCAGAGUGUGCUCUGCUACAGCAGCACGGCAUCGUCGAUGCUGUGUUGAGCGAGGACGUCGACACCAUCAUGUUUGGCUGCACGAGAACACUGCGAAACUGGACAUCAGAGGGAACCCGCGGGGCAAAAACGCCCACCCACGUCAGCAUGUAUGAUGUCGAAGAACUGUUGUCCGCCGGCACUGGCCUGGAUCGAGAAGGGAUGGUGUUGGUUGCCCUGAUGAGUGGUGGCGAUUACAUACCAGAGGGUGUUCCUGGCUGUGGUGUCAAGCUUGCCUGCGAGGCGGCCAAAGCUGGGUUUGGGAAGUCUUUAUGUCGACUCAAGAUUGAUGACAGCACGCAAUUCGAGGACUGGAAGACGAUUCUGAAACUUGAACUUCGAACCAACGACAGUGGCUUCUUCCGAACAAAACACAAGGCCUUGUCUAUUCCGGAAGAGUUCCCGAACCGACAGGUUCUACGUCACUAUACUCAUCCAGUUGUCUCCAAUGCCGACACCAUCGACAGGCUGAAGACAACUGUCAAGUGGAACCGUCCAAUAGAUGUACAAGGCCUUCGAUAUUUCGUCGAUGAGACGUUUGACUGGGUCAACAAGAUCGGGGCUAUAAAACUCACCCGCGUUCUAUCCCAGGGCUUGUUGGUACACAAGCUGCUUGAGCGCUAUCAGUCUGGCCGGUCCAACCGGUCUAUAGAGCAGACUGAGCUGGAGGAGGCGGCUCUCAUCAAACGGAUAUCCGGAAUUCGAAGUCAUCACAGCACCGACGGUACACCGGAGUUAAGGGUCGUGCAUAUUCCAGCAGAUACCGUUGGGUUGGACAUGUCACAGGAGCUGGAAGAAACUGUGCCUUUUGAUCGGCAGGGGUUGGCACUUAACAGUGACGACGAAUACAAAGGCGUCGCCGAUUGCGACAUUGACGAUUCAGGCGACAAGGCCAAGGCCAGAAACACAUUCGAUCCCUUGGUUGCCGAAUCCAUUUGGCUGCCGGAGACUCUCCUCAAGCUGAGCGUACCUCUCGUAGUGGAGGACUGGGAGGAGAAGCAACGGACGAAAGUAAGCACUCGUACAGGCAAAGGCAGCAAGAAAAAGGCCUCCAAACCUGCACAAGAGCGAGGCGCCCUCGACAAGUGGGUACAGAUCACCAAGAGCACAGCGAAUAUGGCGACGACGAGCAAAUCCACCAGGGCGCAAGACUCAGCGGUCGACAGUCACAGCUUAGCACCAUUCGGUGCGAAACCACGAAGUUCUGGGCAUGUGGAGCUCGCACCCGCAGCACCGUUACGACCGAGUCCUGUGAGAAGUUCAGUUACUCGAAGUAAGCAAUCCAGAUCCAACGGGAAAGCGACUGCCGCAGAACCGACCGGGCAUAAGAACCCUUGGGCAUUCGCCGGCUCACAACACAUGCCUAGGAUUACCAAAUCUCAGCAGUCCUCCGAGCCAAUUCUUCUGUCAUCUAGCCCCUUGCGCUCGUCGCCUGCGCCUUCUUCCGCGUGCCUGGUCUUCGGUCUCAAGAGCUCAGCGAUCAGAAUGCAGUGGUCGGGCGGGGAGCUCAGCUCCAGUGCCCCCUCUUACCCCGCCAAAGAACAGAUCACCCAUGAAGCAAACGCGGAUGGAUUCCUUCAUCACAAAUCCCUCCCGAGCACAGCCAAUACCGGGGGAUAUUUUGGUAUCACUGAGUGA